GCAUUCACUCUGACGACCAUGGAGUGGAGAGAUUUCCUCCGUGCUCCAAACUUUUAAGGUUUUUCCAUCGUUUCGGGCAUUGACGGAGUGGGCAGCUUUGAAGGAGGUAUGGGGGAGAUAGAGGGUUCUUACCGGGUCCUGCAGACCCCCGGCACAAGACUGGGUGCCCAGUUCAACCCUGGGAUCAGCACCCUGGAACCAGGCCAAAGCCUCAGUGGCAACAUGGUGGUCAGCGGGAGCAAAAGCCACGGGCGAGGCCUCCAGAUCCGCGUGCAAGGACUGGACGACUCUCAGGAGUUCUUUGACGUAGACCCCAAAACUCUUGGACAGAACCUUCUCUCUGAGGUUUUCCAUAGAGGUAACCUCAUCGAGAGUGAUUACUUCGGCCUGGAGUUUCAGAACAUGCAGAUGAACUGGGUUUGGUUGGAUCCAACAAAACUCAUUGUAAAGCAAGUCAGGAGACCAACCAACACACUCUUUAGACUUUCAGUGAAGUUUUUCCCGCCUGACCCGGGACAGCUGCAGGAGGAGUACACCAGGUAUUUAUUCUCCCUGCAAAUGAAAAGAGAUCUGACGGAGGGCCGGUUGAUCUGCACAGAGAAGACUGGAGCGCUGCUGGCCUCCCACCUCGUUCAGUCUGAGAUUGGUGACUAUGAUGAUGAAUCAGACCGGGAGUUUCUGAGAACGAACAAGUUGUUGCCUUACCAAGACAAAGUGCAAGAGAAAAUCAUGGAGCUGCACCGCAGACAUCUAGGCCAGACACCUGCUGAAUCUGACUUCCAAAUCUUGGAAAUCGCCCGUAAACUGGAAAUGUACGGUGUCCGCUUCCACCCAGCAGCCGAUCGCGAGGGCACCAAAAUCAACCUGGCUGUGGCUCACAUGGGGCUUCAGGUUUUUCAG
Nematolebias whitei (Rio pearlfish) is the source of this 900-nucleotide messenger RNA. RefSeq names its product FERM, ARHGEF and pleckstrin domain-containing protein 2. Gene Ontology annotation, molecular function: cytoskeletal protein binding; guanyl-nucleotide exchange factor activity. Gene Ontology annotation, cellular component: cytoskeleton. NCBI's taxonomy places the organism in Eukaryota, Metazoa, Chordata, Actinopteri, Cyprinodontiformes, Rivulidae. The record is from RefSeq and is a predicted model, not a curated record.